Messenger RNA from Lepidothrix coronata (blue-crowned manakin), 390 nucleotides. RefSeq names its product voltage-dependent P/Q-type calcium channel subunit alpha-1A-like. Gene Ontology annotation, cellular component: neuronal cell body; voltage-gated calcium channel complex. The record is from RefSeq and is a predicted model, not a curated record. Lineage: Eukaryota; Metazoa; Chordata; Aves; Passeriformes; Pipridae. The annotation marks the transcript as partial. Gene Ontology annotation, biological process: calcium ion import across plasma membrane; chemical synaptic transmission. Gene Ontology annotation, molecular function: high voltage-gated calcium channel activity. The transcript has 2 exons.
AUGGCUCGUUUCGGAGAGGAGGUGGCGGCCCGUUACGGGCCCGGCGGCGGCGGGAGCGGCCCCGGGGCGGCGGCGGGGGGCCGGGGCGCGGGAGGGGGUCCUCGGCAGGGCCCCCCCGGGGCGCAGCGCCUCUACAAACAGUCCAUGGCCCAGCGCGCCCGCACCAUGGCCCUGUACAACCCCAUCCCGGUGCGGCAGAACUGCCUCACCGUCAACCGCUCGCUCUUCCUCUUCAGCGAGGACAACGUGGUGAGGAAAUACGCCAAAAAGAUCACCGAAUGGCCUCCUUUUGAAUACAUGAUUUUAGCCACCAUCAUCGCCAACUGCAUCGUCCUGGCGCUCGAGCAGCACCUGCCCGACGAGGACAAGACCCCCAUGUCGGAGCGGCUG